UCCGGCGGCGGCGUAAACAAGGCCCGGGCGGCCGGAGGCGGGGCGGGCUGCGAGUGCGAGCCAGCUCGGCCGCUCUCCCGCUCAGCGCCUGCCUGGUCAGGGGCGGCCGAGCGGUCCCCGCGAGCCCCGCAGCCGCUGCCCGCGCGCGCCCUAGCGCUCGGCCGGGAGGCGGAGGCCCCGCGCGGGAGAGGCUGGUCGCCGGCGCUGGCUGCGCGCCGCGGUCCGCCGCUCCGCUCUCCUUUGUCUCCCGCCCGCGGGGCCGGAGAGAGCUAAGUGCACGGCGGUGGGUGCAACCUCAAGAUGGCUGAUGGCAACGAGGAUGCCCGAGCGGACGACCUGCCAGGCCCGGCCUUCGAGAGCUACGAGGCCAUGGAGCUGGCCUGUCCGGCCGAGCGCAGCGGCCACGUCGCCGUCAGCGAUGGGCGCCACAUGUUCGUCUGGGGCGGCUACAAGAGUAACCAAGUGAGAGGACUAUAUGACUUUUAUCUGCCCAGAGAAGAACUAUGGAUCUACAACAUGGAGACUGGAAGAUGGAAAAAAAUGAACACUGAAGGUGACGUUCCUCCUUCUAUGUCUGGGAGCUGUGCUGUGUGUGUAGACAGGGUGCUGUACUUGUUUGGAGGGCACCACUCAAGAGGCAAUACAAACAAGUUCUACAUGUUGGAUUCAAGGUCUCCAGAGAGAGUGUUACAGUGGGAAAGGAUUGACUGCCAAGGAAUUCCUCCAUCAUCCAAGGACAAACUUGGUGUCUGGGUAUAUAAAAACAAGUUAAUAUUUUUUGGAGGGUAUGGAUAUUUACCUGAAGAUAAAGUAUUGGGAACUUUUGAAUUUGAUGAAACAUCUUUUUGGAAUUCAAGUCAUCCGAGAGGGUGGAAUGACCACGUACAUAUUUUAGACACUGAAACAUUUGCCUGGAGCCAGCCCAUCACUACCGGUAAAGCACCAUCCCCUCGUGCUGCCCACGCCUGUGCAACUGUUGGAAACAAAGGCUUUGUGUUUGGGGGCAGAUACCGAGAUGCUAGAAUGAAUGAUCUUCACUAUCUUAAUCUGGAUACAUGGGAGUGGAAUGAACUAAUUCCACAAGGUAUAUGCCCCGUUGGCCGAUCCUGGCAUUCACUUACACCAGUCUCUUCAGACCAUCUUUUUCUCUUUGGAGGAUUUACCACUGAAAAACAGCCACUAAGUGAUGCCUGGACUUACUGCAUCAGUAAAAAUGAAUGGAUUCAGUUUAAUCAUCCUUAUGCUGAUAAACCAAGGUUAUGGCACACAGCUUGUGCAAGCGAUGAAGGAGAAGUGAUUGUUUUUGGUGGUUGUGCAAACAAUCUGCUGGUACACCACAGAGCUGCACAUAGUAAUGAAGUACUUAUAUUUUCAGUUCAACCAAAAUCUCUUGUACGGCUAAGCUUAGAGGCAGUCAUCUGCUUUAAAGAAAUGCUAGCCAGCUCGUGGAACUGCCUUCCAAAGCACUUACUUCACAGCGUUAAUCAGAGGUUCGGCAGCAACAACACUUCGGGAUCAUAAGGCUUUGUAUACAACACUUCUGCUACUGCAUGGAGAACAAGCCUGUCUGUCACAGAGCGGCACCCUUUGUAUAAUUAUAUGCAUUGUUGUAGUUUGAAGCUUUCUGGGUUUUAUGUGCAUGUGAAUGGCCUAGAGAACCUAUUUUUGUGUCUAAAGUUUACAAUAAAUGUAUUUAACACCA
Messenger RNA from Meriones unguiculatus (Mongolian gerbil), 1702 nucleotides. It is a transcript of the gene Klhdc2, whose product is annotated as kelch domain containing 2. The record is from RefSeq and is a predicted model, not a curated record. Gene Ontology annotation, molecular function: protein binding. The transcript has 13 exons. Lineage: Eukaryota; Metazoa; Chordata; Mammalia; Rodentia; Muridae. Bases 301 to 1521 code for a protein of 406 amino acids.